Besnoitia besnoiti is the source of this 630-nucleotide messenger RNA. RefSeq lists its product as uncharacterized. Gene Ontology annotation, biological process: transcription by RNA polymerase III. The record is from RefSeq and is a predicted model, not a curated record. Bases 1 to 630 code for a protein of 209 amino acids. Lineage: Eukaryota; Apicomplexa; Conoidasida; Eucoccidiorida; Sarcocystidae. Gene Ontology annotation, cellular component: RNA polymerase III complex. The transcript has 3 exons.
AUGAGAGGAGGCCGGGGCGGCAGGGGAGGAGGUUCUGCCGGAGACCGGAGACCGUGGGUUCGUGAUGGCACAGAACGCCGAGGUCCGGUGAUUGAAGAAGCUCCGCUGUACCCGCCGAAUCCAGAACUUCAGCGUGCAGUCCCCCUUGACCCGAGCAUGGGAUGUCUCGUGCUGAUUCAUCGGUUACUGACGAACUACUGGCGGAGCUCUGAAUUUUAUAUUGCUGAUCGCCCACCUAAGCCGGAAGUUGCGCGGUAUUCUAACAGGAGUCAGAAUCAGGUUUAUGACCUCGAGCUUCGAAAGGACGCAACUGUGUCGCACUGCCGAAAGGACUACUUUCCUGCCGAGCUUCUCCAGUCAAAACUGUUGCGUCCAACCCGCGGCUCGGGCAGAGCAUGCGCUGCAGACUCACGCCGACAGCGCCUGAAGGAGAUGGAACAGAAGGAAAGCGAAAGCAAGGGUGCUGACGACAAACAAAGGAACACAGGCGCUGAGGAAAAGAACGAAGACGAGCUGUUUCCCGCGGAGGAGCUUGAGGACUUUGGCGGAGAUGAUUAUGCGCACGACUAUUACGCGGAUGAAGAUCUGGAUGACCAUUUAGAAGAUGCAGAUGAUGGUGGCGUUUUUUAG